AGUUCUCUAUGAGUGACCGAGCGAGUGAAGGAAACAGUCAGAUCCAGUCGGACUUUAGGCGAGUGAACAUCUGAAGAGUGGAAGCUUCUCGCCUCAGCAUCAUCAGCAGAUUACAGGACCUUACAAUUCUUCUGUGAUAUGCAGCUGUAGACAUAAUUAAGAGAUAAUGGCAAGUUUCCUUCACCACAAUGGGGAAAUGGGGACCUCGACCCUCUCAGCCAGUGAUGUGUUAAACACUGGAAUCAAAGGACCUGCAAUCAACGUAAAUCAAGAUGAGAAGAUCGUCGGUGCCACGGUUCACUUGGAUCACCUCAGUAAAGAUAAAGCGCUGGAAGUACUCAAGAUCAUUCAUACUUACGAUGAGAACCUUGAAAUUAAGACCAAAGCCAGUGCAAAUACUGGAGUGAGAUUUGGUGAUUUAUUUUUGAAGGGUGACGCUCCAAAUCUUCAAGCCCCAUCAGCUGACAUCCAUGGGUUGAAUGGGAAUUUAAGUCUCCCAGGUGUCAAAGGUGGCCUUGCAGCUCCAUCUGUGAAUGGAGAACACCCACAGAUGCAACUGAAGGGCUCUACACCAGAGCUGACCGUCGGGGACGGCGGCAAGUUCACGAUGCCAACAUUCGGCAUGACAGGGCCGAAACUUAAAGGUGCUAAUCUAGACGGCAGCGUGUCUUCUCCAACACUGAACUCUCCAGAACCAUCCUAUACAACUCCUAAAUUCACGAUGCCGAACUUUAAGGGUAGUUCCCCUGAUUUAGACCUUAAUACACCUGAUGUAGGUGUGAAUUUGCCAAAUGCUGAACUGAAAGGCCCAAAUCUUAAUGCAGAACUCCCAGAUGUUGACAUCGAUGGACCCUCUGGCAAAUUCAAAGUGCCCAAGGCAAGCUGGGGUCUCUCAAAGCCUAAAGUGAAAUCACCAGAUGCUGACCUUUCUGUACCAAAUCUCAAAGCUGACAUCAAGACCCCAGGUGUGGAUGUGAAUUUACCUGAUGCCGAGCUCAGCAGUCCUGAAUUUGGCAUUGAUACCCCAAAUCUUAACACUGACAGCCCAUCUGCUAAAUUUAAAUGGCCCAAAUUUAAGAAACCCAAAGGAAAAGUGAAAGGAAAUUUAGGGGGCAUUGAUGCAGAUGUGAAUACUCCAGAACUCAAUCUGUCAGCCCCCAAAAUGAAUGCAGACAUCAAUGCACCAAACAUGGAUGUAGACAUGAACCUGCCCAAAGCUAAACUUGAAGGGCCAACCAUAGAUGGCAAAGCACCAGAUCUCAAACUCUCUGCACCAAAAGUAAAAGGUGAUAUCGGUACACCAGACUUAAACAUGAAAACUCCAGAUGUAGACCUGAAAACUCCCAAAAUUGAUGCUGAAGCUCGACCCAUUAAAUUCAAGCUACCCAGACUGUCCAAAUUUACUGGUUCUGGUGCAAAAGUCAAAGGACCAGAUGUAGAUGCUGAUCUUAAUGUCCCAGAUGUUGAUGUCAAUGGAGAUGUGAACUUGAAAACUCCCACAAUUGAUGCCCCAUCAGCAAAACUAAAGAAGCCACAUGUUAAGCUACCUAAAUUUAGUCUCACUGGCCCAAGAGUAAAAACACCAAAUGUUGAUGCAAAUUUGCAAACACCAGAUGUGAACCUACCAUCAGGUGAGUUCAAAGGGCCUAAUCUGGACCUAAAAGCACCCAAGAUUCAUGGUUCUCUAGCCAGUCCAGAUAUAGAUUUGCCCAAAGCUGAGCUGAAGAAUCCAAAUCUUAACCUUCAUGCAAAAUCACCAGCGCUCAACCUCUCUGUUCCAGAUGUAGAUCUGAACCUACCAAAAGGAGAUAUCAAGGGCCCUAAUGUGGAUCUAAAUGCCCCAAGUGUUGAUGCACCUUCUGGAAAGCUUAAGAUGCCACACCUCAAGAUGCCCAAAUUUAACGUCUCUGGACCAAAGGUCAAAGGGCCAAAUGUUGAUGCAGACCUGAAUGCACCAGACAUAGACAUGGAUCUACCUAAAGCAGAUCUCAAAGGACCUAAUCUUAACCUGAGUGCACCAAAUGUUGAUCUCUCUAGACCAGAUGUAGACCUGAGGUUGCCAAAGGGAAGUCUUCAAGGCCCUGAUGUAGAUCUGAACGUCCCAGAUGCCAACAUUGAUGCACCUUCUGGAAAGCUUAAGAUGCCACACCUCAAGAUGCCCAAAUUUAACGUCUCUGGACCAAAGGUCAAAGGGCCAAAUGUUGAUGCAGACCUGAAUGCACCAGACAUAGACAUGGAUCUACCUAAAGCAGAUCUCAAAGGACCUAAUCUUAACCUGAGUGCACCAAAUGUUGAUCUUUCUAGACCAGAUGUAGACCUGAGGUUGCCAAAGGGAAGUCUUCAAGGCCCUGAUGUAGAUCUGAACGUCCCAGAUGCCAACAUUGAUGCACCUUCUGGAAAGCUUAAGAUGCCACACCUCAAGAUGCCCAAAUUUAACGUCUCUGGACCAAAGGUCAAAGGGCCAAAUGUUGAUGCAGACCUGAAUGCACCAGACAUAGACAUGGAUCUACCUAAAGCAGAUCUCAAAGGACCUAAUCUUAACCUGAGUGCACCAAAUGUUGAUCUCUCUAGACCAGAUGUAGACCUGAGGUUGCCAAAGGGAAGUCUUCAAGGCCCUGAUGUAGAUCUGAACGUCCCAGAUGCCAACAUUGAUGCACCUUCUGGAAAGCUUAAGAUGCCACACCUCAAGAUGCCCAAAUUUAACGUCUCUGGACCAAAGGUCAAGGGGCCAAAUGUUGAUGCAGACCUGAAUGCACCAGACAUAGACAUGGAUCUACCUAAAGCAGAUCUCAAAGGACCUAAUCUUAACCUGAGUGCACCAAAUGUUGAUCUUUCUAGACCAGAUGUAGACCUGAGGUUGCCAAAGGGAAGUCUUCAAGGCCCUGAUGUAGAUCUGAACGUCCCAGAUGCCAACAUUGAUGCACCUUCUGGAAAGCUUAAGAUGCCACACCUCAAGAUGCCCAAAUUUAACGUCUCUGGACCAAAGGUUAACGAGCCUAACCUGAAUGCCAGUGGAGAUCUGAAUGUUUCUCUUCCUAAGAUUGAUGGAGAACUGAACACACCAGAUGUUGAUCUAAAUCUACCAAAGGCUAAAGUCAAUGCACCUGAUGUUGAUGUGAAAUUGCCCAAAGCUGAUGUUAAGGUUCCAGAUGUGGAUGUUAAAACUCCAGAAAUAGACGCCCCAUCUGGCAAGUUUAAAUUCUUCACUUUCAAAAAAUCCAAAAUUAGUGCAUCUACUCCUAAAGUAAAGUCACCAGAAGUUGAUGUCAACGCAUCAGUUAAAAAUCCAGACCUCAGUCUGUCAGCCCCAAAAAUUGAUGCAGAUAUUAAAGCUCCAGAUGCCAGUUUGAACUUGCCCACAGCUAAUCUCGAAGGUCCCAAUGUUGAUAUAGAUGCCCCUAAAGGAAAGCUCAAAUUUCCAACACUAAAACGAUUAAAUUUCUCUAGUCCAAAAGUAAAAUCUCCUAGUUUUGAUGAACCUGACCUGAGCAUGUCAGCCCCCAAAGUUGAGAGCCCUAACGGCGAUCUGAGUUUACCCAAAGGAGCGGUUGAUGUCGAAUCUCCCGAUGUCGAUGGGUCUAAGAGUAAAAUAAAGUGGCCGUUCAAACGCUCAAAUCACGGAUCUAUUGGAUCAACCAUAGAUACCGUCGAUGCAAACAUGGACGACAGUGAGGUCAGUGCUAACGCAGAUGUGAAACUUCAAAAAAGUUUGCCCAUGUUCAAGACACACCGACUUCCCAACAGCAAAUUUGAUGAACUGCAAGACGCUACUGAAGCUGUUGACUCUGUUGACCUGAACACCAACCCCAUUAAAACAGAAUCACCGUCUGCGACCUUCUCAGUUCCCACUGUUCCCAGGGUCAGAGCUGGGUGGAAAUCAUCCACAGGAACUCUCCAUUCCAACGCAAACUCACAAUCUAUAGACAUCAAAGAAAGACUACGGCUUUUCACAACACGUUCCAUGUACAAUCUCACGACGCCGUCUGAUUCAGCGAGCUCUGAACUCCCAGACACUCCUACAAAUGUGAGACAAGGAACAUUUAAAGUGAUAGAUCCUGACUCGGAAAAGGAUUAUCCGCUAGUGAACUCGACUAGCAAAAAAGAUAAACUUUCUCUGAGUCUUAACAACAUGCUCGGUUUGAACAACAGCUCAGAUGCAGAAAAUUAGCUUCAAGUCUAAAUUUUGACCAUUUUAUAAUAUUACAAAUUUAUUAUUAUUAUUAUUACAUUUCUUUUGUUUACAUUACUGUUAUGGGUGUCUUUUUUUUAUCACUAGACAUAAAUAUAAAGAAAUUGUUCACGUACUUUUACAGAAUUAUGUAAAAAAAAAAAAAAAAAGAGAGAAUUUAAAAAGUUUAUGUUUACAUGGGUGAAGUUUAAUAUCUUGCCAUAUAAUUAUAAAACUUGUCAUUAUUUUGUACAAAGUGUCAGUAUGUCAUUCACCGACAUGUCAAACACGAUAUAUUCACAAGAAUUAUUAUAUGAAGGAACACAUUUACCAUUUUAUUUAGAAUAUAAACUACUGCAUGUGCAAUUAAAACUAAUAAAUACUGAAGAUCUUAAAUUACUUAAUACUUACAUCCUUUACAUGUAACUAUUACAUCAUACUUUAUUUAUCAGUAUUGUUGCAAAUGGGAAAUAAACUGGUUAUUUACAAUGCUAUUAGAAACUGUAAGAAACUUCCCUCUUCUUUAACUGUAAAAUAUUUACAUGUAUACCACUGUGUAUUUUU
Messenger RNA from Ictalurus furcatus (blue catfish), 4732 nucleotides. RefSeq names its product neuroblast differentiation-associated protein AHNAK. The transcript has 5 exons. Bases 167 to 4168 code for a protein of 1333 amino acids. NCBI's taxonomy places the organism in Eukaryota, Metazoa, Chordata, Actinopteri, Siluriformes, Ictaluridae. The record is from RefSeq and is a predicted model, not a curated record. Gene Ontology annotation, biological process: regulation of RNA splicing. Gene Ontology annotation, cellular component: cytoplasm; nucleus.